CGUUGCUUUACCCACAGCAGACAAGAAUUUGGGGCUGUGACUCAACAGGAGGAGGAGGAAGAGCAGGGCCAGCACCAGCUGGUGGUGGGGGCUGAGCCCAGCCCGCAGUGAGCAGCCAGGACCCCCCUGAGUCCCGGGCAUGGCCGGGGGACGCCGGGGUCCCAACAGGAGCUCCUACUGCCGGACCCCGCUGUGCGAGCCCGGGGCUGCCGGGGCUGCCGCGCACUCCUCGGGCUCCUCGGUCACCGGCGUGCGCUCCCGCACCAGGAGUGGCUCGGGGACAGGCCUGUCCAGCCCCCCUCUGGCAGCCCAGACCGUCGUCCCCCUGCGGCACUGCAAGAUCCCCGAGCUGCCCGUGGAGAGGAGCGUCCUGUUCGAGCUGCAGCUCUUCUUCUGCCACCUCGUCGCCCUCUUCGUCCACUACAUCAACAUCUACAAGACAGUGUGGUGGUACCCUCCCUCCCACCCUCCCUCUCACACCUCCCUGAACUUUCACCUCAUUGACUUCAACGUGCUGACGGUGACAACCAUCGUCCUGGCACGGCGCCUCAUCAGUGCUGUCGUCAAGGAGGCUUCCCAGAGUGGCAAGGUGUCCCUGCCACGCUCCAUCUUGCUGGUGCUCACUCGCUUCGCCGUGCUCACGGGCACGGGCUGGAGCUUGUGUCGCUCCAUCAUCCACCUCUUCAGGACCUACUCCUUCCUCAACCUCCUGUUCCUGUGCUACCCGUUUGGGAUGUACAUCCCCUUCCUCCAGCUGAACUGUGACUUUCGCAAGGCCGGGCUCUUCACCCAGGUCACCAACAUUGGCCCCAGGGACACGGGGGAGGUGACAGCCCGGGGCAGGGACUACCUGACAGUGCUCAAGGAGACGUGGAAGCAGCACACGAGGCAGAUGUACGGCAUGGAGGCCAUGCCCAGCCACGCCUGCUGCCUGUCCCCGGACCUGAUCCGCAACGAGGUGGAGUUCCUGAAGAUGGACUUCAACUGGCGCAUGAAGGAGGUGCUGGUGAGCUCCAUGCUCAGUGCCUACUACGUGGCCUUCGUGCCUGUGUGGUUUGUCAAGAACACGCAGUACUACGACAAGCGCUGGUCCUGCGAGCUCUUCCUGCUGGUGUCCAUCAGCACCUCGGUGAUCCUCAUGCAGUACCUGCUCCCUGCCCGCUACUGUGACCUGCUCCACAAGGCUGCAGCACACCUGGGCUGCUGGCAGAAGGUGGAUCCUGCCCUCUGCUCCAACGUGCUGCAGCACCAGUGGACUGAGGAGUGCAUGUGGCCUCAGGGGGUGCUGGUGAAGCACAGCAAGAACGUCUACAAGGCCGUGGGUCACUACAACGUGGCCGUGCCCUCGGACGUGUCGCACUUCAGAUUCCACUUCUUUUUUAGCAAACCGCUGCGAAUCCUCAACAUCCUGAUCCUGCUGGAAGGAGCUGUCAUCUUCUACCAGCUCUACUCGCUGAUUUCCUCGGAGAAGUGGCACCAGACGAUCUCCCUGGCUCUGAUCCUCUUCAGCAAUUACUACGCCUUCUUCAAGCUGCUGCGGGACCGCCUGGUGCUGGGCAAAGCCUACUCCUAUGCUGCCAGCAGGGACUCAGAGCAGAAGUUAAAUUAAAACAAUUGCACUGAUGCUCUCUCUCAGCCUAUUACAGAACAAACAAAAAAACGAGAAACCCUCAGAGCUUUGUAUUUUUGUUACCACUGCUUUUUUUUUUUGUUGUCGUUUUCUUUGAUAACUGAUGUAAUUAAAAGGAAAAAAAAGAAAAAACAUAUUUUUUUACUCCCAA
This is a messenger RNA of Melospiza georgiana, 1781 nucleotides long. It is a transcript of the gene TMEM39B, whose product is annotated as transmembrane protein 39B. Lineage: Eukaryota; Metazoa; Chordata; Aves; Passeriformes; Passerellidae. Bases 140 to 1609 code for a protein of 489 amino acids. The record is from RefSeq and is a predicted model, not a curated record. The transcript has 10 exons. Gene Ontology annotation, cellular component: membrane.